AUGGCGACUUCAACGGAUCGACUGGCGAAGUUUAAUCCGGAAACGAUGGAUUACAAGGCGUGGAAGUUCUUGUUUGAUAAUUACGUUGCCCUGACGGAUCUUCAUACCGAUAAGCACCGCCCUUUGCUGAUCAACAGCCUGGACACCAAAGCCUUACAGCUUCUCGUGUCCAUGUGCAAGCCGAAAAUGCCGUCGGAUUUCACGUUAGGAGAGUUGCUGACGAAGCUGGAAACGGCAUACGCGCCGUACACCAACCAGAUCACGGAAUGGGCACUAUUCUUCAGCCUUCGCCAAGGUGAAAGUGAAAGCCUGGUCGAUUUUGCGACACGGAUGCGGGACAAGACCAUCCUGUGCGAUUUCCCUAGCACUGUCCUUGAAAAGAAUUUGUGCGCUGUCCUAGUGGCGGGAAUACGAAGCGACGCAACCAGGAGGUAUUUGAUGUUGUCGGAAUUGAAAACAUUCGACGCCGCCCUGCAGCUGGCCAUCAAGUUUGAGACAAGCGUUAAGGAAGCCAAAAAGAAUAAUGUCGAAGAAGAAUCGGUGAACAGAAUUGCAAAGAGAGACGCUAAAGAGAAGAAAGACGAGAAAAGUGAACGCCGUAAAGAGACAAAGAAAGGAAGUGAUGAAGAGGAAGAGAGCGAGGAAGAGGGCGCGUCCCGGCGCAAGUGUAAGCGGUGUGGUUCAUGGCGUCACACACCGGAUGAAUGCUGGUACCGGAACACUCGUUGUAAUCAUUGCGGAAAUAAAGGUCACAUCGAAAGAGCCUGCCAGCAAAAGAGAAGUGAAGAACGAAAGAAGGAUAAAAUCAGCACGGUUUUUAAUGUUGAAGAAGAUUAUUUUGAUAUUUUGCCCUGA
Messenger RNA from Paramacrobiotus metropolitanus, 855 nucleotides. RefSeq lists its product as uncharacterized. The coding region runs from base 1 to 855 and encodes 284 amino acids. Lineage: Eukaryota; Metazoa; Tardigrada; Eutardigrada; Parachela; Macrobiotidae. Gene Ontology annotation, molecular function: nucleic acid binding; zinc ion binding. The transcript has a single exon. The record is from RefSeq and is a predicted model, not a curated record.